Nematolebias whitei (Rio pearlfish) is the source of this 3451-nucleotide messenger RNA. RefSeq names its product DENN/MADD domain containing 1A (gene dennd1a). Lineage: Eukaryota; Metazoa; Chordata; Actinopteri; Cyprinodontiformes; Rivulidae. Gene Ontology annotation, molecular function: phosphatidylinositol phosphate binding; guanyl-nucleotide exchange factor activity. Gene Ontology annotation, biological process: endocytosis; endocytic recycling. The coding region runs from base 1 to 2943 and encodes 980 amino acids. The record is from RefSeq and is a predicted model, not a curated record. Gene Ontology annotation, cellular component: cytosol; clathrin-coated vesicle. The transcript is spliced from 22 exons.
AUGCCUCACUGUGUGUUCCCACUCCUAACAGGGCCAGACGUACAAAGACAGUUCCCCGAAGAUUACCAAGACCAGGAAACACUGCUCACGGUGCCAAAGUUCUGCUUCCCCUUCAGCAUGGACUGCCACACGGUCCACCAGGCCGGCCAGAACUUCACCUUUGUGUUGACCGACAUUGAGAGUAAACAGAGGUUUGGCUUCUGUCGCCUCUCUUCAGGCGCACACACCUGCUACUGCAUCCUCAGCUAUCUGCCCUGGUUUGAAGCCUUCUACAAGUUACUAAAUAUCUUUGCAGAUUAUUCUAUCAAAGGCCAGGAAAGCCAGUGGCAGGAGCUCCUGGUGUCCCUACACACACUCCCCAUACCUGAGCCUGGAGUCCCCGUUCACCUUGGAGUGCAUUCCUUCUUCACUGUGCCUGACACGAGGGAACUCCCCAGCAUUCCCGAGAAUAGAAACCUAACGGAGUACUUUGUAGCCGUAGACGUCAACAACAUGCUCCAUCUGUACGCCAGUAUGCUUUACGAACGCCGAAUCCUCAUCUGCUGCAGCAAACUAAGCACUUUAACAGCUUGUGUCCACGGGUCUGCAGCCAUGUUGUCUCCGAUGCAUUGGCAACACGUUUACAUUCCCGUCCUUCCUCAGCAUCUUUUGGAUUACUGCUGUGCCCCGAUGCCCUACCUCAUCGGAGUACAUUCCAGCCUGAUGGAGAAAGUUCGAGGGAUGGCUCUGGAUGAUGUGGUAGUCCUAAACGUGGACACAAAUACACUUGAAUCCCCGUAUGAUGACCUUCAAAGCCUGCCCAACGAUGUGGUUUCAUCUUUAAAAAGCCGUUUGAAGAAGGUCUCAACGACAACUGGUAGCGGUGUGGCUCGUGCCUUCCUCAAGAGUCAGGCAGCUCUGUUUGGCAGCUACAGGAACGCUCUGCAGAUCGAAGCGGGAGAACCAAUAACGUUCAACGAGGACACUUUUCUCAAUCAUCGCUCCAGUGCCAUGAGACAGUUUCUUCAGAAUGCCAUUCAGCUGCAGCUCUUCAAACAGUUUAUUGAUGGUCGCUUGGACCUGCUGAACUCAGGACAGGGUUUCAAUGACAUCUUUGAGGAGGAAAUCAGUAUGGGUGAAUACGCAGACAGUGACAAGACCUACUAUCAGUGGCUGCUCACUGUGAAGAAAGGGGGCGGCGCUAUCUUCCAAACAGUGAAGACCAAGGCAAACCCAGCCAUGAGGACCGUUUACAAGUUUGCUAAGGACCAUGCAAAGAUGCGUAUCAAGGAAGUCAAAAGCCGGUUGAAGCAGAAGGAGCAGUUAGAAAAUGGCCUGUCCACUGCCGGGUCAGGGGUCAUCGGUGAUGAAGGCUCAGAGGGGAUCACGUCCUCCACUGCUGCAGUCAUGAGGGAGGGACCGCUGCGAACCUGGGACGGCCACAGACCGAUCACCGUGCACUUCGGACAGGCUCGACCACCGAUGUUGUUGAAGAGACCAAGCAGCAAUGUGAGUCUGGAAACCAUCUCUGACCAUUCUAUCCGUCCAACUCGUCACUAUACAGUCUUUCUGUCUGAGGAUUCGUCUGGAGACGAGCUUCAAUACGACGAAUCCAUCUCUGGGGUUCCUGACAGUUUUCUUUUCUCUGCCCCUUUCGAUUGGUCACCUCAGCCACAGCCGUACCGCUCCCUCAAGGAGGUGGACUUGAUAGAAGGAGACGAUCCUGGUUUUGGGGCAGAGAGCCACACGGCCCCUCCCAGUCCAGUUACUGAAAGGUUCUCUAAUAUCAACCUGCUCGGGGACAUCUUUGGCUGCCAGGACGAGCCCGACAGCCAUUCACUUACACUGGCUAAAAGUCUGGAGGACCUGAGAACUCCCAAAGAGUCUGAGGAUCUGCAACCAAAGUUCUCCUACCAGAGGAUGGAUCUGAAGAUCGGUGAGAACUCCCGAACACUUCCAGGUCUCAGGCUGUCCAACCCUUACAACAAGCUGUGGAGUGCAGGCCAGGACAGAUUGGUCUCGCCCGUCUGUGUGCCUCCCACCUGCGAAAGACCUUCAUCCGUCCAACUUCCGGUGCAAAUGGAAACCUGUUCUCUCGGCCGUGAAAGUUCUAGCACAGUCCCCGACCUUUUAGACCCUUCCAACCCUGCCAACAUAACCGUUCCUCGUCCCCAAGGGAGGAAGACACCUGAGCUUGGGACAGUUCUCGUACCCCCUGCUGUCCCGCCACGCCCCAAAGCUGCAGGAUUGAGUGAAGGAAGGACUACGUCAGGUGGACACGAGUUCAGGCAAGCCUUGAGCCUGACCUGUGAUGGAGACUUGCUGGGACCCACUAAGGUUUCUGAGGACAGUAUGGAUCUGCUGAGUCUUCUAGACCCCCUGAACAACUCCACUGCACCAACUGAGAGACUAGAUAUCACUACAUCAACUGCUUGUAAACCACCACUACCACCCAGACUCUACCCUCAGAGUUUGCCUCCUUUCACACUUCCUCCUCAGGUAUCACUAAACCCUUUUGCCCCACCUCUUCAGCACUACUCACCCACUGUAAGUGGGAAUCCCUUCAGUGCAAUUUGUGGACCUCUCCCAGGUUCCUACAUAAACACUUCAUCCCAGCCACUAUCCUUCUCUACACUACCAGGGCUCUACAGACAGCCUUCCCCUGGCAGCUCCACCCUGCCCCCCAGCCACGGACUGUCCCAGUCAGCCUUCCAGUCGGCCUUCGCCCCUUCAGUCACCCCCAUGCCUCACACCUCUGACAGUAGUCACGCUCUCUCCAGCCUAGUAGACUCGACGUCAGUCUUUAGCACGUCCGUGAACGCGCUGCCAAAGCCUCUGCAGACACAGGGAGAACACCAAAAAGCUAAGGAUCCUUUUGGGGACCUGCUGAGCUUGGCCACACCAGUUACACCACAGAAAAAGAAGGUGGAAGACCUGCGGAGGAAGUGGGAAACAUUUGACUGAACCUGCACAGUGUAUUUGCACAAAGACGCCACUUUCUGUUGUCACUGUCAGGGUUUUCUCUUGCUUUAAAUGGUGCGUCACAUCUGAUACAGCCAAGAUUCAGUUGGACCUUUGAUUAAAGGUCAGACGGGUGAAGGAGCGCAACAGUUCUGCCAAAGGUGUCCUGAGAAUCUAUUCUGAUAUAUACGUUUUCUUUUUGUGCGCUGACGAAUGAGAAUCGUAGAUGACAUCUGUGUGUGUGCUUCCAAAACAUCUGCCAGUGUUGCUCACCAGACAUCGAUAUAAUCAUCUAGUAGGUCUGCACAGCUAGGCUGCCUCCAUUAUGACGUGGAACAAGUGGCUGUGGGGUCUCACUCAUGCACCUGUAUAUCAGCAUGAACAAGCAACAAAUGUUUUAAACGUUGUACAGUUUAUCCAGCCCGUUUUAUUGACGGGAAGUGACCACUGCCUGAGUUCCUACAGCUACGAGCGAACAUCCAACAAUAAAGCUUUCAUUAGAAUAUACGAA